Molecule: messenger RNA, 973 nt
Organism: Tribolium madens (black flour beetle)
Lineage: Eukaryota; Metazoa; Arthropoda; Insecta; Coleoptera; Tenebrionidae
Product: arylalkylamine N-acetyltransferase 1-like
Exons: 4
Coding region: 117-776 (219 amino acids)
Molecular function (GO): N-acetyltransferase activity
Source: RefSeq, a predicted model, not a curated record
CGGGCGUUGCUAGAAGCAACAGGAUCCAAGAGAGAAAUCACGUUUAGUGAAUUUAGUGCCACACGAAAGCUCGCUCAUACUACAUGUGAAGCUCGUACCAUCAAAGGUUGUUAAAAAUGGAGUACGGCCCUAUCCCGAGCUCAAAAUUCACUGACGUGAUCCACCACCUGCGUCACAACUUCCCCGAUGAGCCUUUGAAUGCUUCUGUGGGGCUGUGCGUCCACGGGAAGCCUUGCGAGCUUCUGGAACAUCACGAUUUGCAGACUCUGGAAGACGGUCUUUCGAUAAUGGCUGUGGAGUCGGCGACGGGGGAAAUAGCUGGGGUCGCACUGAACGGAAUCGCUAGACGAGGCGACGUCGAAAAGGCACUGGAGGAAAUGAAGAGCAUCGAUAAUAUUAAAUAUCAACGAAUUUUCGGCCUAUUGAAUAAUGUUAACAAGAGUAUAGAUUUGUUUAGCAAAUAUAACGUUGAUAAGAUAUUCGAAUUGAGGAUUCUUUCGGUCGACUCGAGAUUUAGAGGGAGAGGAAUCGCCAAGGAACUCUUCCUCAGGAGUGAAUUAAUUGCAGAAGAACACGGAUUUAAAUUAGUCAAAGUCGAUGCCACGAGCCUUUUUACGCAACGUGUGGCCGAAUGUUUGGGUUUUAUUACAGAAAAAUGUGUGACUUAUGGCGAUUUCAAGGAUGAAAACGGCCGGAAAAUCUAUGACACGAAAUCACCUCACGACUAUUACAAAGUGAUGACAAAAGUGGUCUCUCCGAAAUCUAACGAUGGCUGAAUCGAACACACGACCAACUUUUUCUUUUUCUUUUUCCAUUUUUUGGAAAAUGUUAAUGCUGCCACUGCCAUGCAGAAUUAAACAUUUUUUUACGAGAAUAGUGCUGGUUCACUAUCAGUGUUAAAUGUACCAAGAGUAGGGCAAUCAUUGUACCAACGGGCUAUUUUUAACACCGAAAACAGUUAAAUAAAAUGCUA